Molecule: messenger RNA, 864 nt
Organism: Eubalaena glacialis (North Atlantic right whale)
Lineage: Eukaryota; Metazoa; Chordata; Mammalia; Artiodactyla; Balaenidae
Gene: HRG
Product: histidine rich glycoprotein
Biological process (GO): heme transport; negative regulation of endopeptidase activity; regulation of platelet activation
Cellular component (GO): blood microparticle; endolysosome; extracellular region
Molecular function (GO): serine-type endopeptidase inhibitor activity; heparin binding; cysteine-type endopeptidase inhibitor activity
Source: RefSeq, a predicted model, not a curated record
AUGGGAGAAGGCUUCCUUUGCGUCUUGAAGGAUGAGCAGGAUUUGAAUAGGACGGUGGCCUGUGUAAUGGCCUUCCAGGAGAAUGCCAGGCAUACCGCCUCUAUGUGGGGAUCCACAGCUGUCUAUUAUUUAGUCUUGGAUGUGAAAGAAACUGACUGUGCAGUCCUAUCCAGUAAACACUGGGAUGACUGUGAGCCAGCUGUUUCUAUACGUACAUCUGAUAUCGUGAUCGGACAAUGUAAGGUAAUAGCUAUAACACGUUUGGAUGGGUCUCAGAAUCUUAGAGUGAAUGACUUUAACUGCACCACAAGUUCUGUCUCUUCGGCACUGGUCAAUACUAAAGACAGCCCAGUACUCUCAAAUUUCUUUGAGGAUACUGAGCUCUACAGAAAACAAGCUGACAAAGCCCUGGAGAAAUACAAAAAGGAGAAUGGUGAUUUUGCUUCUUUCAGAGUGGACAAAGUGAAGAGGGUUGCAAGAGUUAGAGGAGGGGAAAGAACCAAUUACUACCUGGACUUCUCUGUGAGGAACUGCUCCAGUCACCACUUUCCCAGGCACUCUCAUAUCUUUGGAUUCUGCAGAGCAGAUUUAUCCUAUGAUGUAGAAGACUCUGACUUGGAAACCCCAAAAGACAUUGUCAUAAACUGUGAAGUUUUCAAUCUUAAGGAACAUACAAACAUCAGUGGUGUGAAGCAUCGUUUAGGCCUUCCCCUCCACUCUGGUGAGCACGAGCAUUCUCCUGCUGGCAGGCCUCCAUUUAAGCCCAAUGGAUCUAGAGAUCACCAUAAUCCCCACGAGUCACAUAACUUUAGAUGCCCACCUCCUCUAGAAGACAAAAAUUACUCAGACAGUCCACCAUUUUGA